AAUUUAGAUUCCUUGCCGUGAUCGCGAGGCAAAAUCACAUCGUUCUUGACUGGAAGCCACCUGUAGUGUUGUUGAUUGUGCCACAAUGGGAACGACCAAGAUAGUUGGUUGCUGCUCGCUGCUGAUCGCGUUGAUCAUUGGGCACUUUGGUCAAUGUCAUGGAGCGCCUGUGGGAGGGGAGGAAGGUGUCCGAGCGCAUGACGACAUCAGAAUCGUUCGCCUGAUUCACUAUCUGAGCUAUUUGAUUGAUUACCUCGUCAGGACUUACAUAACCGAUUGGGAGUUGACCAGUCCGAAGGAAGCGUCGAACUACUUUGACGAGGCGUUGGUGGCCGGAAAGCAGGACGAACCCAAAGUGGGUGGAGCUGAAGGACCGUACAAACCGGACGCAGCGAAGGCAGAACGCAGUGUGAACGUGGUGGAAUCGAUUAGCAAGUCGAAAAGGUAAAAGAAUGGGUUUGGGGGUUUUUGAAAAUAUAUCAAUUGUGUAAACUUCA
Messenger RNA from Aedes aegypti (yellow fever mosquito), 497 nucleotides. RefSeq lists its product as uncharacterized. The transcript is spliced from 2 exons. The coding region runs from base 86 to 448 and encodes 120 amino acids. The record is from RefSeq and is a predicted model, not a curated record. Lineage: Eukaryota; Metazoa; Arthropoda; Insecta; Diptera; Culicidae.